AUGAGAAGGCCCCUUGAAGCUGCCCACCACUUUAGCCGUCUCCCAACCGUCGGAGCUCUCCACCAGCCUGGCCGACGGGCUCGAACCGGCCACCACGAGCUGAGUCGGGGACAGCAGCUCCAUCCCGUCUCCGAACGCCAGAGACCCUUCGACGUGGACCAAUACGACGCUGACGUCUGGAAGCCGGAUCUUGAACAGGUUGCCGGUGAAGGUGUGGAUGACGAGCAGGUAGCCGUCUGGGUGGUAAACGAUGCCGUUUAG
Messenger RNA from Linum trigynum, 261 nucleotides. The record is from the annotation of a GenBank genome assembly. NCBI's taxonomy places the organism in Eukaryota, Viridiplantae, Streptophyta, Magnoliopsida, Malpighiales, Linaceae.